AUGCUCAUCAGACUGUCAGGAGCAGGUCUCAUAGCGAUCGAGUGGACGUUAAUCGGCAUAGCUUUCAUCCUGGGCCUCGCUCGCCUCGAUUUGCGUUUCCAUCAUCACCAGUCAGGAUUUAUUCUGAGGGAUAUAUUCUACUUUUCCGCUCUUACCGUUGGACUAUUAAAUACCUCUAUAGACACCGCUUUAUGGACCAGCGGAAUUGAACUGUAUGAGGAAACCAAUGAUACAUGGAGCGGUCCAGAGGAUGUAAUGGUCCGAGCUCUCAAAGUAGUUUUUGUCUCGUACUUGACCUUUUAUCUGCAGCUGUACCUGACCAAAGCUACGCUCAUUACCCUCUAUUUCGAAAUUUUCGGACUACGCUCGCGGAAGACCCGGAUCUCAUUAUACGUCCUCACAGGCUUUUGUGUGUGUGCAUUCAUCGUCACCAUCUUUCUUAUGUUAUUCGGCGAUCCCUUUGGGUCCACCUGGUCUAUGGAUCCUGAUCUACGUGACGAGGAUCGUCAAUUCAAGAAGGACGUUGUGGCGUGGGCUCUUCACUUCGCCACAGACGUCGGCAUUUUUGUCCUGCCCAUCGUCUGCAUCAGCCGCCUACAGAUGUCCAGAGCACAGAAGAUUAGCGCAGGCCUCACCUUUGGCCUUGGAUUUAUCAACAUCAGCAUCACCAUUAUAAGAUGGUUCAUCGUACAUUCGCCAGUUUCUCCACCAAGUACCUACGCCGUCGACCGUAAGUGA
Clonostachys byssicola is the source of this 738-nucleotide messenger RNA. Lineage: Eukaryota; Fungi; Ascomycota; Sordariomycetes; Hypocreales; Bionectriaceae. The record is from the annotation of a GenBank genome assembly.